Molecule: messenger RNA, 1682 nt
Organism: Amoebophrya sp. A120
Lineage: Eukaryota; Dinophyceae; Syndiniales; Amoebophryaceae
Source: the annotation of a GenBank genome assembly
CGAACUGAUAGGCAGGCCCGACUGUUGUGUUCUUGUGGCUGUUGACACUGGCAAAGCGGCAGGGGCAUGUACCCACAUAGAUGAACCCAUCACCAUCAGCUUUCCCAGGUAGUAGUGAAAAACGGAAAACAAGCGGUGAAUUUUUAUUUCGGUCAGUUAUCGAGUACUUCUAGAUCAUCUCCGAGCCAAAAAAUGUGAACACGCUUAUUUAUCUUCGUUGCAAUUCCUGAUGCCGCCUGUUGUGUUUGUCAGGGACAGGGUGCAUUCUGGUACUUGAAUGGGUUCGUCGGUUUUUUCCGCUAACAGCCUGCUGCAGCAAAAAGUACUAAAGAUCGGUACAACUACUUCACAGCUGCAAAGCACUUCGGUUCUACUUCUUGUGAGUCUAGGCAAAAAUUUCUGCAAAGCCUAGUGCAGCUAGAUAUCACGACCAGACCUUGGUAGCAGGGAUCAUGAAAACGCUUGUGUUGAAUAAACAGGCUUCUCGGUGACGGUGUCGGUGCAACAGAAACCGCAAGAACUUGCAAAAGCAGCAGAACCAUCGGAGCAGAUGAUUUACAAUGUUGUCGCAUUCAGCUUCGGUCUGCCGUGUGCUGCUGUAGUUUUGAUAUUGCAAACAGCGACAGAACCAAGUAAUUUAUCAUUAUUACGUCGUGUCCUCGACCUCAUGUCAGCAUUGAGGCGUAAAAAAUAUUAUCAGAAUGUUUUACUUAAAAACAUUCGCAUUUAUCCACAUCUGUCAGCUACGCUGAGAAAUUCUGGCGCUUGUCCUUCUAUGCGGGAGCAUAGUAUACGACGCAAAUCCGCAAAAAAACUCUAUCUCCUUAGCACACGACCUCCUCUUUGAAGACACUAGCUACAGAAGCAGAAGCGAAACAACACAAAAUAAAAUACGGCUCGAAUAAAAAACAAUUGUCGACGUAGGAAAGACAACUACGCGAUUGAAGAAAUUAACUUUUCCUCUUUGCACAAGAACAAAUAUCGACAGUAGUCGACAUUCGGCUUUCUUCGAGGACCGAAGGAAAAUUAACUUUUAAAUUUCCAAGCUGACAGUGCUGUGCAGCUGUGCUUGGAUUUGUACCAAAUCUACUGUGAAGCGACAGAAUAGUUGUAGCUCUGUCAGCGCACCAUAUAUAUAAAUCAUCGGGAAGACCGCGCAAAAUAAGCGUCCUACUUUCGCAAGAAAUUAUCAAACGACAUCAAGAAUGACACGGGCCUCUGCCUUGGCUUGUCCUCGCCGCGGGCUGGGGAAACUCGUCGGUGCGCAGGCUGGUUUGCUUCUCGCCGGCACCAGCGGCCAGAUGGAGGUUGGGUGGACUUUCUGUGGGGCCGUCUCGUUGGGUAAGAAAAAAGCGGGGGCGCGCGCUUCCUCGCCCAGUUCCCCCCGCGUAAGUGGGAGGACGCAAGGAGCAGGUUUUCCCGGGGGGAAUGGUGGUCCGACGACGCCCCGUGGAUGGAUGCAACCGCAACUCGGACCGGGAAGAAUCAAAGGUGAUGAUGAACUCCGCGCGGCGAAAGAGAAGGGCCAGUUGCCGGAAACGGUGGACUUUGGGGAUGAUCCGGCAGAAAAAUUUUACAACGAAAACAUCGGCGGGGUGAUGAUUGAUAGACGACCUCAUGAUGAGACGAUACAGCAUGAUUCUACUGGUCGCGAGAUGAGAGGACACGGAUGCGAGAACUAG